Molecule: messenger RNA, 870 nt
Organism: Alternaria burnsii
Lineage: Eukaryota; Fungi; Ascomycota; Dothideomycetes; Pleosporales; Pleosporaceae
Exons: 1
Coding region: 1-870 (289 amino acids)
Source: RefSeq, a predicted model, not a curated record
AUGAAUGGAUCGCUUUCAGAAGAGGCAAUGGAAGAAGCGGACCACACGCGAUCAGCUAGUGCUUUGGACCAGCUGUGUCAAUACGUGUCCUGCGAUCUUACCUCACUCGAAGAGGACGAUGCAUACUUAAAACCCCGCGGUUAUGCAGUAGAUACAAUAUUAGAGGUCGUGGAAGAUGCUCAAGUGUACAGAGGUUCCGACUACACUAUGGACCCAGAUGUAUCAACACGCUUCAUCAGCAACCCUGUCCACGCUGCGAACGUGGAAGUAUACACCUACAGUCUCCUUCUAGCUAGACGUGCAGUUCAUCGUACCAGUUUUGAUAUCGAUAGUAUACCAUCGGAGUAUCUGAUGGCUCUGCUUUGCGCUACUAGACUUUCUAAAAGCGCAACUGUCGCUCACGAAGAUGCAUGGACUGUAUUCACCGACCUAGGACAUAACAGUUUUGAGGGACUCAGCGUCGAGCGCCAAGUACUGAAGACAGCGUUCUAUGACAAACUGUUCGUCCUUGCCGGUCAUUCAUUCUUCAGUACCACAGGCGGUCGCUUCGGUAUCGCCACACCAGGAUGCAAACCCAGUAACAAAGUCUGUGUGUUAUACGGCGUGCCUCCCCUUCACAUGCUACGAUGGCUAGAACCCAGAGUUGAAACCGGCGCGAUCCACGACGAAGGCCCCGCUGAACUCUGCGGUGUGGCACUUAUCCCUCAUCUAAUGAAGCCACACGAGCAAGAAGCGGCUCGACUUGGACCAGACGAAAUCUUCGUGAUUGGUCGAACGAUUCCUGAAGCAUGCAAGCGUUUUGAGUAUCAAGGAUAUUUUGUAGCUUGGCGGCAGUACAGAAUCCGGAUAUCGAUGAGACGUAUAUUGUAG